Messenger RNA from Cygnus olor (mute swan), 502 nucleotides. RefSeq names its product small integral membrane protein 24 (gene SMIM24). NCBI's taxonomy places the organism in Eukaryota, Metazoa, Chordata, Aves, Anseriformes, Anatidae. The coding region runs from base 1 to 375 and encodes 124 amino acids. The transcript has 3 exons. The record is from RefSeq and is a predicted model, not a curated record.
AUGUCCCCCUUGCUGUCCCCAUCCCCGUCCCAUCCCUAUCCUUGCCCCCAUCCCUGUCCCCGUCCCAUUGCUGUCCCUGUCCCUAUUGCUCCGUCCCCGUCCCCACGGCUGUCCCCGUCCCGGUGCCUUGCAGGCAUCGUCUCCAAGCAGUGGCAGCCCUGGCUCGUUGGCCUCACGGCCGUCGUCGUCUUCCUCUUCAUCGUCUUCGUGGCGCUGCUCGCCAACCGCUUCUGGCAGCUCAGGAUGCGCAGGAAGCGCGGAGCCCCCGAGGAGCCGCAGGCGAUCGGCAGGCUGGAGAAAGCCGCCUACAGCAACGCGGCGGCCGACAGGGACAGCGACGACGAGCAGGAGCGCCACAAGGCCACGUCGCUGUGACACGCGUGGGCCGCGCUCCGGCCCGCCCGCGACCGCAACUCCAUGCCGGGUUUUGCGGGGCGCCGAGCGCAGAACGGCCCCGGCUGACGGCAAAGCCCGGCCUGGAUCCCGGCCCCGCGGGAAUGGA